GAGUGAAUUUCGAAAAGUAAAAGAGCCGAACAGCGCCUCGAUCCGACGGUUUUUAAAAGGAAGCGGUUGUUUGUUGGGUUGUUUGUUAAACGUGUGGUGUGUGUAAUAAUUUUUCGUAAGACAUUUUGGUGUGUGAGAAUUAUCCUCAAAAAUAUUGAGAGUGAAACAUUAAACGAGGAAAAUUGAACGCCUACAAGAAUGUCGCCAAGGAGGACCCGUAGAGGUACCAUUAAACAAGAUAAUGCUACUCCAGAUACGACAAAAAGGGAGAAGAAAAAAAUUACUUCUCCUAAAGAAACGUCUCAUUCGCCACCAAAAAGACGACGAACCACUCGAGCGGCAAAAACAAAAUCGACGAGUGAUACAGAGGAGAAUCGCCCGAAGAGUGUUUCGAAAAAAUCGACUCGCAAAAAGCCGAUAAAAUCCGAUGAUUCUCUAAUAACGGAAGACGAGUCAUUUUCAACAAUUAAUAAUGUGAGUUUGAGAAAUACGACAAAACGAAAAAAUAAUUCCCUUCUAACCGACGAUGAAAGUCCAAAAAAUUCAUCGCGAAUUGUAAAUUUAAGAACCCGUAUGAAUACUACUCCAAAAAGUAGUCCAAUCGCUGUGACAUUGUCGCCACACAGAUCAAAGAAAACACCACGACGAUCGCCUGAUAAUCUUGGAUCACCAAAAACACAUUCAGCCGAUACUCCCAUGAAACUAUUAAAAACUCCAAGAAAACUUGUCAUUAAAAAUUCACCAUCAUCAUCGUCGUCGUCUGACGAUUUAAAAUUAAACGCAAAACGACGUGUUGCAUCAAAAUCACCGAGUUCACGAUCAAAACCAAAAACUCCAUCACCAACAAUAACAUCAACGUCGUCGGUGGCAAAAAAAAAAUUAUCCACCCCCAAAAAGACGACGCCAUCGCCAAAAAAACAAUCGCCAAUUGCCAAAAAAUCAACUAGACGAAAUACAAGAAGAAGUCUAGCUCCUAUGAGUGCAAAAAAAGUAAUUAUUUCACCGCGUUUAAGUUCAAUGGCAAAAAAAUCACCUUCACCCAAAAAGAAAUCACCUACAAAAUUAAUAUCGUCGCCUAAAAAAUUAUCAUCACCAAGAACAAUGGCAUCGCCGAAAAAAUCACUUUCACCAUUAAAAAAGCAAACGCCUUCACCGAAAAAAAAUUCACCUAUUGGCAAAAAAUCGCCUAAAAUAAUUACAAGAAGGAGUUUAGUUUCACCGCGUGAAGAAAAAGUUACUUCACCUCAAAAUAAAACAAUUUCUUCAGUUUCCAAGAAAAAAUCACCAAGGCUAGCAAAACUUUCAUUGCCAGUUUCAAAAAUAAGGAAAUCUCCAAUUAAAGCUUACUCUUCAUCCAAGUCAAAGGUUCCGGUUGUAAUUUUGGAAAAAGUGAAUUCCUCCACCCGAAGAAGUGAGGGUUCAUCACCAAAAUCGCAAAAAUCGCCCGUGAAAUUAAGUCCCAGACGUUCAAAUUCUAUUGUCAAUACAACAUCGACUGUUUCGCCAAAAAAUCUUAAUAAUUCGGUUAAAAAAAUCAUUUUCGAAUCGCCUUCAACACGAAGAUCUUCUAAAGAUAGUAGACUUCAUUUGUCGCCGAAAGUAACAUUGCGUCGUUCUUUAAAUUUAACGGGAUGUUUCGAUGAGUCAAUUUCUGUAUUGAGAAAAAAAUCAUCGACCCCAAAAUACAAGAGCAAUCGUAAUCGUUCUGGAAUUGAAAAUGAAUCGGAGCCCGAUAUGAGCGAUACGUCACUUAUUAAUAUGAGUGAUGUUUUUGAUUCUGAUGUUUCGCAAAAGGAAGAAAAAGAAAAGAAUAAAAAUGGAACUUAUGAACUUGACGAGCCUAAAACUCCAGGAUUGAGAGCCAAAAAAGCAGUGAAGAGAUCAUCUUCAGCCAAUGCAAAAGGAAAUGAAGUGGAAAGUAAAAAAGUGCGUUUUGCUGAAAGUAAUGUUACAAAAACAACAACAACAACAAAUACAGUGAAAUUAAGAACAGGAACACCAGGUCAUAGGGCAUCAUUGAGAAGAACUUCAGAAGUAAGAAGUAAAUCAAAAUCUCCUCAAAGAGUGACAAAAUCAAUGAGCGCAAAUCAAAGACGAAGAUCAAGUUCCGUUUCAGUUGUUGAAGGAACACCACGAACGCCAGCUAAUAAAAAAACAUUAAAUUCCACUCACAGUUCGAAUGUAAAAUCAGAUCAUAAAGCACAAUUGGCUUCUGUUAAUCGUCUCAGUCGACCGAGAAUGUCUUUUGCAUCCGAGAAAAAAACUGAAACAAAAACACCAGUGCCGAAAAAAAUUCCCAAUUUCGCUGAAAUUCAUAAAAAGACUUUUGCAAAAAUGGAAUCAGUUGUCGAUGCAAAAAAACGAGUUGCCGAUCGACAUGUCGCUAUGGUUAAUCCAAUAUUAAGUGCCACAAAAUCAAUGCCAGUAGGUGCUAAUGAAAAACGUCUCGAGUUGCGAUUGCAUAAUGGCGUUUACAAUCGAUUUGGAUUUAAAAUGCGAAAAACCGAAGCUGUGGAAACCAUUAGCAAAAAACCAAUUUCGAUGACAAGUGAAAAGAAGUUGAACGCGAGGCGAGACAUUUUAAAAGGUGUACGAACAAAUCGACGCUUUGAGUUACAAAUGAAAUCACGAAAGUCCUUUGGGUCCAAGUGAGAAAAAAAAAGAUAGUGAAUUAGACACUAAUAUUACCCUAGCCUUAAUAAAUUUACAUUCUUAAAACUUAAUUUUGAAACAACGUUCACAUAUUAAUGAAGAUAUCUAAUUUUUCAUCUGUGGAAAACAAAGAAGAAAAUUUGUGAACUUGUUAAUUUGUAAGUUAAGAAUAUUAUUGAGGAAUAUUCAAAACAUUUUAAAAUGAAACUAAAAAAAGAAGAUUUUCAGUUGUCUCCAAAAAGAAAAAGAAAAGAAAAAAUAUUCUCUUUGUUUUGAAGAAAUAUUAUCGCAAGACAAGAGACAAAAAAAUAUUUUGCAAAUACAAAUAGAAAAGUCUUGUUUGUAAAAUAUUUCAUCGUAUAGAUUUUAAUAAUAAGGGAAUUUACUUUUUUAAAAAAAAAAUGAAUUAGUCUAGUAAAAAAAACUAGUACAUUUAAAUGAUUAUUAUUUUUAUUAAAAUGAAAUAUAACGCAAGUGACGUGUUGGCUAACGAAUUAAAGAAAAAUUAAUUUAUUUCAUAAUAGUCAAAGCUUUUUUUUUUAAUUAAGCAUGUGGUACGUUGAUGCGUUUUUCAUGUUUUUUUUUAAAGUUUGAAUUGAAUAAAUUUGGAAAAAAUUUACUUUAGAAAAAAGAAAAAAAAAACAACUGGAAGACUACUUAAAACUCUGUAAAUAAUUUAUUACGAGACAUAUCGUUGAAGUGAAAACAAUUGUCAAUCAUUUUUUGUUGCUAUUUGACAUUCAGCGAAUCUAUUAAAAAGUACCAUAUUUCUUAAAAUGGUACACCUUUUGGUAAACCCAUCUUUUUUAUAAUAUUAUCUUUAUUUUUAAUUUUAAUCCAAAUAUUAUUUGGAAUUCCGCCUUUCAACUAUAAACUGUUAAUAUUGUUUCUCUUUAUUUCCUUUUAGAUUAAUAUUUGUCGAUUUAAUUAUAUUCUUUUUUUUUAGUUUUUCGUUUAAAUUUUCUUUUAUUUUUAUAAAUAUUUCAUUUAAUUUGCAAAUUGUUUACUUUUUUUUAAAGAAAUUUUAUUAGUUUCUAAAAUUGUUUUGUCAUUUUUAUGAUUUUAAAGUAUAUUCAUUAAUUAGCUCUUUACUUUUUUAUUGGAUGUUUCUUUUCUAGAAUUCAGAUUUCUUUUCUCUACAUUAAUAUAGGUUUCUUUUUAUUUUUAACGUUCUUUCCCUUGAAACAGAGCUUUAUUCUAUUUUUAAUACUACUUAAACAUUUUUUUUACCAUUGAUUAAAUGAUUGUUGAAUUGUUUGAAUGGUAAUGUAGUAGGCAUAAGGAAAUAAAGAACAGAAUGAAAAAAAUUAA
Molecule: messenger RNA, 3963 nt
Organism: Leptopilina boulardi
Lineage: Eukaryota; Metazoa; Arthropoda; Insecta; Hymenoptera; Figitidae
Product: nucleolar protein dao-5-like
Exons: 8
Coding region: 199-2652 (817 amino acids)
Source: RefSeq, a predicted model, not a curated record